This is a messenger RNA of Fonsecaea multimorphosa CBS 102226, 816 nucleotides long. RefSeq lists its product as uncharacterized. The transcript is spliced from 3 exons. The coding region runs from base 1 to 816 and encodes 271 amino acids. The record is from RefSeq and is a predicted model, not a curated record. NCBI's taxonomy places the organism in Eukaryota, Fungi, Ascomycota, Eurotiomycetes, Chaetothyriales, Herpotrichiellaceae.
AUGGCGGAGCCUACAGGGCUGAUUGCACAAUCAGGUAUCGAGCUUCUAACUUUCGGGACACCCAAUGGCCUCAAGAUCUCCAUUCUCCUGGAGGAGCUCAAGGAGGCUUACGGCAAGGAAUAUACCUACCAAGCCGUAAACAUCUUGAAAGACACGCAAAAGCAGCCGUGGUACACGUCGCUCAACCCCAACGGCCGCAUUCCCACCAUUAUCGAUCACGACCGCGGUGGCUUUGUUGUCUUUGAAGGGCUCGCCAUCCUCUCGUAUCUGACACGCCACUAUGAUCCCGAGUACAGGUUCAGCUUUCCUCUUGACUCAGACGAGUACUCUGUCUGCGAGCAGUGGAUGGCGUGGCAACACGGUGGCAUCGGGCCCAUGCAAGGCCAGGCGGUCUAUUUCGUCCACCUAGAAAAAGAAAAGGACAAAUUUGCUAUACAACGCUACGUCGGCGAGUCGGAGCGACUUUAUGGUAUUCUCGACGCUCGUCUCCAAGAUCGCGACUGGGUCGUGGGGCUUGGCCGUGGCAAGUUCUCGAUUGCAGACUUAUCGCUGGCUGGGUGGGCCAACCUCAUCCUCUACACCCACAUAGAUCUUUCCAGGUUUCCCAACGUCGAAGCCUGGCUCGAGCGGCUCUACGCGCGGCCAGCCCUGCAACGAGGCCUUGCCGUCCCGGGAGGCACGAUCCCUUUGGUUGGCAACCAAGCGCUCAAGAAGAGGCUCCUCGAAGACGAAGAGUUCAGGACAAAGCACAUGGAAACUGAGAAGCUUGUUCAAGAGGCGCAGGCGCAGUAUCACUACAAGUACGCGUCCCCUUGA